Molecule: messenger RNA, 640 nt
Organism: Pectinophora gossypiella (pink bollworm)
Lineage: Eukaryota; Metazoa; Arthropoda; Insecta; Lepidoptera; Gelechiidae
Product: cuticle protein 7-like
Exons: 2
Coding region: 1-639 (212 amino acids)
Cellular component (GO): extracellular matrix
Source: RefSeq, a predicted model, not a curated record
AUGUUCUCUAAAAUUGUAACACUCUGCGCUCUGGUAGCGGUGUCCCAGGCGGGACUUCUGACUGAGCCGCACUACCAGUCCGCCGUCUCCUCGCAGAGCAUCGUGCGCCAUGAUGAGGGUCAGGCCACUAAGCUUGCCUACCAAGCAGCCCCCGCCGUCUCUUACCAUGCUGCCCCCGCUGCAGUGACCUACCAAGCUGCCCCUGCCGUCUCUUACCACGCCGCCCCCGCUGCCGUGACCUACCACGCAGCCCCCGUCGCUAAGGUCGCCGUUGCCGCCCCUAUCGCCUACCACGCCCCUGCCCCCGUCGCCUACCACGCCGCUCCGGUCGCUAAGGUCCUCGCUCAACCCGAGGAAUAUGCCCACCCCAAAUACGAGUAUUCUUACUCCGUUGCUGACCACCACACCGGUGACGACAAGUCGCAGCACGAGAUCCGCGACGGUGAUGUGGUGAAGGGCUCCUACUCUUUCCACGAGGCUGAUGGCUCCAUUAGGACUGUGGAGUACACCGCCGAUGAUCACAACGGCUUCAACGCGGUUGUGCACAACACCGCCCCCAAGGCCGCCCCCGUAGUCGUCAAGGCCGCCCCCGUGGUCCUCAAGGCCGCCGCCCCCGUCCUCUCCUACUACCACCACUAAG